Molecule: messenger RNA, 3202 nt
Organism: Metopolophium dirhodum (rose-grain aphid)
Lineage: Eukaryota; Metazoa; Arthropoda; Insecta; Hemiptera; Aphididae
Exons: 4
Coding region: 516-1721 (401 amino acids)
Biological process (GO): positive regulation of Rho protein signal transduction
Molecular function (GO): actin binding
Source: RefSeq, a predicted model, not a curated record
AAAUCGGUCCGAAGCGAUUUUAUGAAUAAAAACCACUCGAACUAAGAAAUCGUGAUUUUUUUUCUUGGCUCCGUACGCCGCAAGUGCCUAGUUCGUUUACGAUCAGCGCCAGGUUCGAUUAACUUCUGUACUAUAUACUAUGAUGUCUGGAACGUGAAAAAUAUCAUUCUAAACAUUGUGUCCCGUGGCUCGUGUCGACGAGUAUGAUGAAUAUAAAAGAAAAAUCUAUUUUAUGAUGUUUUAUAAUCGCGCGCGUGUUACGUAGGCGCCGGGCGCCGAGUGGGGUUUCGUAAGGUUUCGUGACGUUUGCGAAAAAAUAGAAACAUCAUAAACCACGUGGGUUCUCUUGCAUCGCCGGUGACGAUUUUGCGCGGAAUUUCUUGGCAGCCUGUUUCUAUUUAAAUACUUCAAUUCCGUCAGUUGAGCGUUCAUUAUAUAGUGCUAUAGUGUUGGGAUGAUACGCUAGGUACACCGACUAAUUAUUGUUAAUAUUUGUACCAAAAUUGCACGUCACCAUGUCGUUUCUCGAUAUCGUUUCGAAAUUCAACCAACAGGCCGACAGCCAUUCGAAAUCGCAGUCUCUGAACCCGUUUUCGGAGCAAUUCGAACAGUCGCGAUCGCCGUCUCCUCGAUUUUCCCGGGAGGAAUACGGAAAGCCUAUAGCGGGCUCUAAGACAGAUCUGAGGGGACGCAAAGCAAAGUCGCACAUUUGCCGCGAGAUCUUGGAACUGUGCACCGUCAUACACGAUGUGGGCACGUACAAUACGAAAAAGAGAGAUCCCGACGACGAGGACCAACCGAUCGACGACGGAACAAUUAUCGUCAGUUUUGGUGAACUUUUCCAGAUUUACACGAAAAUAUCGGACAAAGUGGUGGGUCUGCUGAUAGCGGCCAAACGCCGCGGUUUCGUGUAUUUCGAUCGGGAAAUACUUUUCCAAAGAAGAGAUGACGAUGUACUUAUCGCUCUGUUGAAACCCAUUUCCGAAAUUAGCAAAAUAUUAAAAGAGGACAUAAGUCAGGCGAACUCGUCGGCACCUGUUGAGUCGAAGCCAGUGGAAAAAAAAAAAUCACCUUCAUCCAGUAAAACGAAACGAACUAAACCCGAGUCUAAAAAAGAGCAAAACGAAACGUCCACUAAUCAUUUGACGAUCGAUGACCAACCAAAUGUCAUAUUAUCACCGGAACUUACAAAUGGCAAUUCACUUGUCGUAGAAAUUGGAAUCAAUGACGACUGUAAAACAAAUUGUGACGAACUAAUAGACGUCAAAGUGUUUGACGUCGAUAACGUCGAGCAGAACGAUGACGAUCAUAACGCAAACUGUAACGAACAAGUCGACGAUAUACUCGUUGAAGGAGAAUUAGUUAAUAAUGUUGUUGAAAUUUCAGAAAAUAUGGAAAAUCAAUGUAAUCAAGUAGAAGAUGACAUAUCGGAGGAAGUGAACGGUUUAAUUAUUGAUGACGAAACUGAUACGAAAGAAAUCGAUGGUCCCUCCGAUGAUGUUAUUGAAAAUAAAAUCGAAAUCUGCGAUUUGGCAGCGGACGACACUAGCGGCGAAGUGGGGGCGGAAGUCGAAAAUGUUCAAAGCGAAACGUACAUUGAGAUUAAUAAAACUCAUACGAACGACGGUCAAGUAGACGUGACAGAAGAAAGUAUAAACGACGUGGUCAACGGUACCGAAAAUAUCAUCAAUAACGAAACAGAACAGCACAUGUGUUUUUAAUGAAAACCACCGACAGCAUUCGGAAUAUCCGAAUGAGAAAUGUCUACUUGGUGCAUUUCUUAAAAAAAAAAAUAUUCCAUAGAUAAGUUUAAGGUGUAAGUCGAAGUAAAAAUAGGUAUUGUAGGAACAAUAGAAUAUUAUUGAAAUAUAUAAAAGUAGUAAAGUACUGCCAACAAACCAAUAAUUUGGUACAUAUUUAUAUUGUAUACGCAUCAAUACAUGGGUACUAUGAUAAUUGAUAAUUAUUAUAAACAAUGUUAGAUCAUACGAUUUACUAUUGUUAUUAUUAUUAUUAUUAUUAUUGACGCCGUAGGGUAAAUUUUAUAAUCACAAUAGAAUUAUUAAUACCACUUACCUAAAUUUGCACUGCAGUAUAGGUUAAUAAUAAUAAUUGUACAUUAUUUUUGUAAAUAAUAUUUAUUUUGUGCCGAAAAGUAGAUAUAGGCACUAUAGGUUAGGUGUAAAUGUGUAAACGUUUUAAAACAUCAUGCUUAAUAUUAUUGCAACUACGUAAACCUGUUUAAAUAGAAAAAAAAGAAUACCACUUAAAAUACGUUCAUAAAUUGGUUUUUAACAUGCAAAUCACUUCACUAAAAGUGUCAUCACUGGCUAAUUUUAUCAAGUUUAUUCAUGUACUUAGUUUUUGUAUUUUAGCUAAUACGCUUAUUGAACCCUUGAGGUUAAGUUACAGAUUGUGUAUAUAACAAUAAAGAAAAAUAAACAUGUAAAUUAAUAGGGAUUUUAGGUUGGGUUGUGAUACAUUUUCACGCACGUUUUAUCUCUAUUAAGAAACAAUAUCGUUACUAUUAAAAAUUCAUUUUUUUUUUUAAAUUAUCAUUUAAAUUUAAUACCUACCUAUUAAUGAUUAUGAGUAAUUUAUUUUAUUGUAGCUUUACUUUUAGGUAUAAUUUAUUAUAACAGGGUGUAAAAAUGAAAAAUAUAAAAAAAGAUGAUGUACAUCUAGGAUAACUAAAUUUUAAUAACUAUUGUAUUUCCAAUUGAGUUACCUUAAUUAUAUAUAUAAUCUACUUUUUUAUAUUAUAAAAGUUCUAAAAAAAUUAUAUAAAUUUAUAUAAUAUAUAUAGUUGUUUGUGUUAAUGCCUUUGUUUUAUUGUGUAAAUUAUGUUGUAAGUGAAAAAUGUUUAAAAUGUAUUUAAUCUUCAAAAAAAACAUUAAUUGGUGUUCCCCGAUAAAAUAUGUGUUAUUUAUAGACAUUUUAUUUGUUAAAAAUGUAAAACAUUUAAAGUAGUCGAGACCAGUGAAAAGAAAAAAACAUUAAAUUCAUGUUAUAUAAGUACGUAUAUAAAUAUAUAAGCCAAUUAUUUUUGUAUUAUUAAUUUAAUGUUAUUUAUAUAGUUAUUUAUAAUUUAUAUACAUGAAAAACAAAUAAAAAUUAUAAUUUAUUUUGUCUGAUUUUAAAAAUAUGCUCUUAUUAAAUGGCAAUUGAACUUUGAAGUGCUUAACGUCUUUUUAUUUCUAUG